AUGUUGCCUGAAGUUGUAUUCGUUCUUGGCGCGCCCGGUGCUGGAAAAGGAACUCAGUGUUCCCUUAUUUCCAAGGAAUAUGACUUCGUGCAUCUUUCGGCUGGAGAUCUUUUGCGAGAAGAGAGACAACGUCCCGGCUCCGAAUACGGAGAAAUGAUAGAAGAGAAGAUACGUAAUGGAGAAAUUGUCCCUGUUGAGGUUACAUGUUCACUUAUUCAUAAAGCUAUGCAAAAGUCCGGUAAACUCCGUUUUCUUAUCGAUGGCUUUCCACGUAACAAGGAUAACUUGGACGGAUGGAAUCGGGUUAUGUCAGACAAAGCGAAACUGUUAUUUGUAAUAUUCUUUGAAUGCUCUCCUGAUUUAUGCACAGAAAGAUGUUUAGGAAGGGGUGCUGCAGGCAGCGGACGUUCAGAUGACAAUUUGGAAAGUUUGAAAAAAAGAUUUAACACAUACCUUAAUGACACCAUGCCAAUUAUCGAACAUUAUGAACAGUUGGGUCUUGUGAAAAGAAUAAACUCUGAAGCAGUACCAGAAGAAGUGUUCAAAAAUGUAAAGAAAGUAUUUAAUGGAGCAGGACUAAACGGGCUAGUAAAAUAA
Molecule: messenger RNA, 597 nt
Organism: Parnassius apollo (apollo)
Lineage: Eukaryota; Metazoa; Arthropoda; Insecta; Lepidoptera; Papilionidae
Source: the annotation of a GenBank genome assembly